UCACUCUCUAUUUAUUCCUACUGUGACUACCAUAAAUUAUUACUUGUAAACAUCACUUGCUCUGUUUCUCCUUCACCAACACCAUCACCACCACCCAUUCACUUGGCCUUCCCUGUCACUGCUGCUGCUCGCUUCAGUGUCUUGAUACCGACCUUCAACCUUAAUAUCUUGAGACACCCCAAUCUCCUCCUCCUUUCUCGGCUUCAUAUACAAAAUAGGAGCGCAGAGAGCAAAUCAACAACGGCUCGUUCUUGAUCCUGCCUCGGGCUUUUCAGCAAAUAUAGAGGAGAGUAACACUCGCGUGUCUACACAACAAAGAUGGGUUCUCGACUCGUCUCCGUCACGGCUGUUUUGGCUUUUGCGGCCUCUGCUGCUGCCCAGAUCACCAGUGCCUGUAACCCCCUCAAGGAGGGUGUGAAUGCCUGCCCUGUCGACCCUGCUUUUGGCUCCCAGCAGGUCACCGUCGACUUCACACAGGGUGCAAGUGACGUCUUCACCGAGGCCUCGGGCUCCGGCGUCACAUACGGCUCACAAGGCGCCGUGUUCUCCAUUUCUUCAGCAGGCCAGGCCCCGUCUUUCACCUCAAACAACUACCUCUUCUUCGGCACUGUCGAUGUGACCAUACAGGUGGCUGCAGGCCAAGGCAUAGUCACCACAUUCUUCCUGGAGAGUGACGACCAGGACGAGAUUGACUGGGAGUGGCUCGGAGGCUCAGACAAGAACUCGUUCGGCCAGAGCAACUACUUCUCCAGCCACGACAUGGCAUACGGCGUGAACGAGGUCGACCUCAGCGUGGCCAGCCCCCAGACCGAAACCCACACCUACACCAUCGACUGGUCCCCGACAGCGCUGGUCUGGAAGGUUGACGGUACUGCCCUCCGAACCUUGACCUAUGCCGGCAACGAGGACGUCUACCCACAGACCCCGAUGCAGGUCAAGCUUGGCACCUGGUGCGGAGGCUGUUCCAGCGCCGAGGGCACUGUUGAGUGGGCCGGCGGCAAGCCAGACUGGUCCCAGGCGCCCUUUGUUGCAUACUACAAGACCGUUGUGAUCCAGGACUCGUCCAACGGCGUCGCUGACGCCCAGCACCGGCAGCAAUGGUGA
Molecule: messenger RNA, 1104 nt
Organism: Cryphonectria parasitica EP155
Lineage: Eukaryota; Fungi; Ascomycota; Sordariomycetes; Diaporthales; Cryphonectriaceae
Product: family 16 glycoside hydrolase
Exons: 3
Coding region: 319-1104 (261 amino acids)
Biological process (GO): carbohydrate metabolic process
Molecular function (GO): hydrolase activity, hydrolyzing O-glycosyl compounds
Source: RefSeq, a predicted model, not a curated record